Anisakis simplex (herring worm) is the source of this 4380-nucleotide messenger RNA. Lineage: Eukaryota; Metazoa; Nematoda; Chromadorea; Rhabditida; Anisakidae. The record is from the annotation of a GenBank genome assembly.
AUGCCAGAUUUCAGGUCGCGGCUAUCGGGCACAGAGAAUCAACAUAGUGAAUUGCCUUCUAGAGUCGACAAAGCACUGAUCAAUUCUAAGAAGAGAAAACUCCGACACGAUCCUCUUUAUCCGACCAUUACUCGAAUGAAAUACCGCGUGGAUUCAGCCGAAAGAGCAUCGAUGUCCCAGAAUCAACCCUCAUCUGGGUUAACCGUACCGUUAGUGUUAUGGGGGAAGAGCCCUCCAAGGAACCGCAUCAGCUGUGUUCGCUCGUUACCCGAUCGCAAAACCAUCGUUACAGGUUCGUUCGAUGGUGAAUUAAUCAUAUGGAAAUUAUUGAAUGAUGGACAUUUGGGUGCAACGAUAAUGAUCCUUGGUCAUGAAUCCGCAAUAACUGCUAUUUCACCCACUGGUGUUUCUCCGAAUGCAACACGUUUUGUGAGCGCAUCCAGUGAUGGUCAGUUGAGUUUAUGGGAGAGUGGUGAUGGGCGAAGUGUGGAUACUGUCCUGUCGACUUAUGUACAUCGUCAUAUCGUUCCUUAUAGUACAAAACAUGGAAUUCUCAGCACGUGUCGGUUGUAUUGUAUUGGUGAAUACGCAGAGGUGGUUGUUCUGGAUGCUCAAGAUUUGAAUGUAUUAUUCACACUCAGUUCGAGGGUUGAACCCGAUUGGCUCACUGCGAUAACAUUCUUUAAAACCUAUCAAAAUAUCGAUAGUGUUGUUGGUAUUUCGAUGGGCGGAAUGAUGAAAAUAUGGCGCUUGAUCGAUAUCGAUAAACAUGAGGCGUCGAAUCCAGUAUAUGAAGAAGAGUCGAAAAGUGUUGGUUUGACCGAGGUUCGUGGCGUUUCGUGGGCAUCGUGCAAUCGAUCGAUGGUGCUCGUCAUUACCGUUGAUUCGUGGCAGGUAUUUGACUUAGCUGAUUUGAAUCGAUGCUUCAUUGUUGAUUCACAUGAAGCCCUUUGCGGUGGAGUUAUCGUCGAUGUUGAUCGUGUUGCAAUUGCUGUCUCGAAUGGUUCCGUUCAAUUAUUCCAGUUACCGAGGAGCUCGUUAUUCGGUGACGAUGUGCACAAUCGUUUUGGUAAAACUCCUGCAGAUCUUGAUGGUCAUAAUGAACCAUUCGUCUACGCAGCACUACAAGGAUACAAGUCUGCGAGUUUGUUGUGGCCAUCACAUAUGACAUUCCAUUUCGAUUUUCACACUGAAUCGUGCACGUUUACGGUGCAUCGAGCGGAUGUUAACGGAAAUUUGGCCGUUUGGACGUUGCCGAAAGUAUCCGAAGCUGAAGUUGUUCAGCGAUUCUCGAAAGCCAUUGUGCAGAAGGCGUCUGCUAAAACAAGUCUCGCAAAGCUCUGGAAGUCUUUGCAGUCACCUCCACCGUCCAUUGUUCACAUGAAUGAUAAUCGCUCGAUAACGGCCACGCUCUAUGUGAGCUCACAAGGUCGUUUGGUAAUCGGUCGAGAUGAUGGUUCAAUUUUGAUCGUUUACGCUUGCGAGGCGAUCUCGAAACAGCUUUUGCAAACCAAUUCAACCGAGGUGAGUUGCCGUCGCCUUCUGGGUCAUACGUCGACCGUAACGUGCCUACUGUAUCCGCAUGAAGAGCACGAACGAUACGACAUGCAGAAACUCAUUUCGGGAUCUGCAGACUUUUCGGUGAUCGUUUGGAAUUUGAAUACGGGCACACGUUUGCAUCGCUUUUGCGUUCAAGGUGGACCGAUUUUGAGACUGCUGAUUCCACCCGAAAAUUGUAAUGCUCGGGUGCUACACACGGUUUGCGCGAUAGCAGGUGAUAAUUCGGCAGCACUGUUGUCAUUGAAAGAGAACAAAUGCUUAUUGUUGGCAAGUCGACAGCUCUUUCCGAUCAUCGAUGUGCGUUGGAGACCGCUGGAUGAUUUUCUGUUGUUGAAAUGUGAAGAUGACUCGGUUUAUGUGUGGCAAAUGGACACUGGUAAGUUGUUUGAUCGAGAAUUCGAUACAAUCGAAUCCGAUUCAACAAAUUUGGAACGAGUGUUGAGUGGUUUGAUGAGUGAUGAAGUAAUGAUGGCGUGCGAUGAGCAGGUGGGCAUCGCGGAAGGAGACGACGGCGCUGGUGCUUCACAUGCAGUGCAGAUGUUCAGAGCGUUCAGGAAUAAAAAUGUGGAUGCGAUGCGACAAAUAGCGUCGUCAUCGGGUGUUGGUGGUCAAGACGAUAAGACUUCAUCGUCAACCUCUUCAGUAGCACUCAGCGAAAAACAACUGGACUUGCCGUCACCAAUGUGUAUACAAGCAAUGAAUCGCGAACCAGACUCUGCACAUAUCGUCUUCUUCAAUGUGGAUUCUCUGAUUGUUGGUUUGAUGUCUUUGGAGAAUGACUACGUUGCAUCACAAACACUGCCCGAGCAUAAGUCGUUGUCAACGAUUCUGCGAGGCGGACGACCUUCGCCAUCGGCCGCAUCGCCGUCACCUGAACCGCGGAAUGUGAUGGUGGCGCCACGAAUCGUCUGGCAAACCGAAACAAAUCUGUUUUUGGAUGUGGCAAGGCUUUGUUUGAGUCUGUUGCAUGCGUGGACGAUGGACGCUGACUUGGAUGCGGUAUGCUUCAAGAAGCUGAAAUUGCUGAAACCGAUCGUGCCACUAUCAUUCGGUGUUGUUUCGCGACAAGGACAUAUGUCAAUAUUAUUACCGAACGCCCGGUUCUCACAGCCGUCGCCGAUUGCAGUGGCCCCUUGCACGGAAUUGAAAGUCUCGAAUAAUUUCGAUUAUUUUGCAAAUACGGUCAGAUGGACAUUAAAUAGCUCAUUGACAACUGUGCAUCUGUUGGCGAUCAUAUCACUUGCGAAUACGUUGAUGUCACUGAGAGCAGCGAGCACAUUUGAAAUGAAUCGAUCGAAAAGUAUUAUAAGGAGACAGUCACAACGAUCGUCAGGUUCGGAUUCGAGUGAUGGCGAGACGCAGCUGAAACAGGGGUGGUCGUUGCUGGCUGCGUUGCACUGCUGCCUUCUGCCCGAAUUGGUGAAACCGAAAAGUGCUUAUUGCUCACCGCGUAUUGAACUUCUCGCUAGAAAAUGGCAAGAUCGUUGUAUGGAAGUUCGUCUGGCAGCACAGGCGUUGUUGACUCGAGAGUUGGCACGUUUGGGUGCGAAAGGCAGACGUCGUUUGGUGGACUCGUGGUCGGCCUUCUUGCCCACUUUGCUCGAUCCAUCGCUGUCAAUAUUCGGCUCAAGAACACUGACUGCUUCGAUGAGAAGUGCCCCGACAAAUUCGAGUGCCAUACCACAACAGCAAAUCCAGCAACCGCCUCCAAUCCCACCUCGAAGUUCGCAGAUAUCACUGCCUGACACCGCAAUACCAGACGUAACGCAAGUGGAAAUUGACUCAGGUGUACAGCAGAUUCGUCGGAAUCAAGCGACUGCAAUCAUCUUACUGGGGGUGGUAGGCGCUGAAUUUGCUGAUGAGAUGAUGAAGAUGGACGUAUCGCGUUCAACAGCACACUCUCUUCUCGAGCUGUUGGUAGCACCCGCAUCACCGUUGCUGCCAUUUCAUUCACCGUUGAGGCGUGCCGCGAUCGAUCUGCUUGGACGGGGUUUCACCGUAUGGCAACCGCAUCUGGAUAUCAGUAAGGUGUUGCUCGGUCUUUUGGAUCUGGCAGCCACCAGUGAGAAGUAUUCAACUGAAGCAACAAUGCCUGUUCUGUCGCCGCAAGUGGACGCGUGUCGAACUGCGCGGCAUGCCUUGUGCCUAAUUGCGACCGCUCGACCACCGGCACUCAUCACGGCGCUCAGUAAAGAGGUGGCAUUAUACAAUAGCGCAGCACAACAUCAAACCAUUCAGACGGUUACGAGCCCUUUGCUGAAGUCACGUUCCGAGGUUUUACGCAUAAUCGAGUUGUUGUCAGAGAAGCAAUAUUCAGAUGUGGCCGAUCUCAUCAUACCGGUCGGUGAAAUUCUAGUUCAUUGUUUAGAUACAUCGCUACUGAAGCAUCGUACGCUGUCGGAAAUAUUUCCACCAAUCACAAAGUUCUAUAUGGUUGGCUACUGCGCGAAUACAAGACGAAUUGCGUUCGGUGGUCGAAAUGGUAGCGUGGUGGUGCAUGAGUUGAGAGCUGCCAAAUCACAGACGAUUCAAGCGCACAAUGGUAGCGUAACAUCGGUUUCGUUCUCAGAGGAUGGCAAAUAUUUGGCCACUUAUGGCGCCGAAGACGCGAAACUGUCAUUCUGGCAAACUUCACAGACGUUUCUGGGGAUGGGUCAAAGUCAGCUGCGUUGUGUGCGCACUCAGCCAGCACCAGCCAUAUUUCCAGUGCUCUCUCCAAGCGGCUCACCACAACCGUUCCGAGCGCGCAUCGUUUGGAUUAAUUCGAAGUCAAUUACACUGAUGCUACCGAACGGAAAAGAGCAUCGUUUCACUUUGUAG